Messenger RNA from Penicilliopsis zonata CBS 506.65, 1557 nucleotides. RefSeq lists its product as hypothetical. The record is from RefSeq and is a predicted model, not a curated record. Lineage: Eukaryota; Fungi; Ascomycota; Eurotiomycetes; Eurotiales; Aspergillaceae. Gene Ontology annotation, biological process: regulation of transcription by RNA polymerase II. Gene Ontology annotation, molecular function: DNA-binding transcription factor activity, RNA polymerase II-specific; protein dimerization activity; RNA polymerase II cis-regulatory region sequence-specific DNA binding. Bases 1 to 1557 code for a protein of 518 amino acids. The transcript has a single exon.
AUGUCUCACUCAGGCUUCUCGCUACCUCAUCAGCAGUUUGGGAACCAGUUUGGCAGUGGGCCUGACGGUGUCGAUCCGUCAGACCUCACCAUGCAACACAAUGGCGGCUUUCUGCCCUACUCCUUCGGUUCGGGACAGAACAUGUCAUCGAGCUUUAACUUCGGCAACUCCGGAAUCGAUACCGACGAGUUGCUAGACCUGGAGAUCAACGGCCAGAGUGCCAAUGGUAUGAACUUUUUGCAAGACCAGCCGCCGCCGCCGCAGCACUCGGGAAUCGGCAUGCCCAUGAGCCACCCCAACCAGAUCUCGCAGAUGUACUCCAACACCCCGGAAGGCGCCCCGAUCCAGAGCCCUUUUAUCCAUGGGAGUUUCAACUACGACCAGUUCCGCGGUCUCAACCCGCAGAGCUCCUCUCAUCUGCAGAGCGCCGGCUCCCACCUGGAGCAGAGCUACCUCAACUCCAAGGCCCGCCCCAGUCUGCAGGCCGUUGACCGUACCUCGUCCGACGGCCGAACCCCGAUGACACCCAAGACCCCCGCUCUCGGCGCCCUUACACUCGGCACUCCCGAGUCCGGGAGCUUCCCCACUCAGCCCAUUCGCACCGCCGGCCUACAGCACCGCCACCAAAAGACGCUCUCCAGCCAAUGGGAUGGCACCCCGGGCAGCGCCCACUCGUUUAUGGAAUCGCCCAUUUCCUCCCCCGGCCAUCCUUCUCACCACGCCGGGAUCUCCGAAAUUCUCAAGUCUGGGAAACACGCCUCCUUGCCGGCCAAGGUUGAUACCCACCUUCCCGGGGGCGGUGGCCAGGAUCUCGAGUCCCAGGAAGCGAAGCGGCGUCGCCGCCGGGCCUCGCACAACCUGGUUGAACGCCGGCGGCGCGACAACAUUAAUGAACGGAUCCAGGAUCUAUCGCACCUGGUGCCCCAGCACCGGCUGGAAGAUGACAAGGUUCGCAAGCAGCUGGUGAAUAACAACACUCUAUCCGCCGCGGGCCUCGGUGGGGGACCGGCCACCAACAACACGGCCACCUCGCUCUUGGCCGGCGGCAACGGGCGGCGAGCGACGCCCGGCAACAUCACCAUGGGCCUGCCCAUCGAGGAAAAGGAAAAAGGUCCCAACAAGGGCGACAUCCUCAACGGCGCCGUGGGCUGGAUGCGGGACCUGAUGUGGGCUCUCCAUGUCAAGAUGCAACAAGAGGCCGAACUGGCGGAGCUGCUGGGCAGCCUGGGCGCCAGCUGGCCGUUCGAGCAGACAGAGGAAGAGAAGCGAAUGCGCAGCGAGCUGCUCGACGCGAUGGACAAGAACGACGCGUCGACCUUUGGCUACAGUCGGGGGCCUGGUAGCGGAUUGCGAGUGCCCAAGCACACCAACCUGGCUGGCGAGCCCGUCUCCGGCACUGGGGCCCUGAGCCCCCAAAGCCUAAGCCCAGGCUUCAACAGCGGGGCCAGCAGCGGAGCUAACAGCGCUGGCCAUGGCCAGCCGCAGUACUGGAACAGCUCGGGCCAUGCGGGUAUCAGCUUCAAGGAAGAAGACGAGUACUCGAUGGACAUGAACUGA